Messenger RNA from Silurus meridionalis, 1885 nucleotides. Its product is annotated as little elongation complex subunit 1-like. Lineage: Eukaryota; Metazoa; Chordata; Actinopteri; Siluriformes; Siluridae. The transcript is spliced from 11 exons. Bases 370 to 1527 code for a protein of 385 amino acids. The record is from RefSeq and is a predicted model, not a curated record.
ACUGGUAGAGCUGAAACAGGUGCUGAGUUUGGAGACUGCUUGAACCUCUUUUCUGGUUGAUGGCUGGUGUGUGGAACCCACUUCUCCUCAGAAGAUUCAACUAAAUGACUGUUGGAGCUGCUAUCAUGGGCCCUCAACUGCUCAGUUGUAUGAUAAAUAAUGUAAGUGAACACCAGACAAAAUCUGGAAAUCCGAGGCCUGAAGUACACAAUCAGUAGCUUCGAGAAAAGCAUCUGCUUAAUCGAGGAAAAACUCUUCAAACAGGGAAAUGAGUUGAACAAAGAGAAAAAGUGCUCCUCCACGCAGACUGAGAACGAGCAGGAAGCUGACAAAGACCCAAAGCCCACAGCAAAGAGAACUGGAUCAGACAUGUCACCACCCAGGAAAGCUCAAAAGCCUCGACUUGAUGCUGCUUCAGCUGAUCCUGUAAACACAACACACACAACACAAUCUCUCAUCUACAGUGCAUUAGAAACACUACAAAAGUCCUGUUCUGAUGUUUUACCUACAGACAGGAUUCAUGCACUUCUGACAGGAACAAGUGAACUUCCUGUUUUGAGAGAUGAAGAGAAACACGUCAUUUCUGAGUUUUGUGUUAACGAGUCCUUAGCAGAGACGUUUCUGUCUGUGAUUUUGGAGAAGAUCAAGGUGGAGAGAGGGUUUAUGGGACAUGAUCUCCUGCAGUCUCUCUGUAGGGUUUAUGUAGGCGUGUGUCAACAGAGAGGAGACUCUCACAAAGCACAUGCUCUCGUCUACAGACUCCUUAAAGAAGACUUUCUUGAAGCCCCCAAAGUGAUUAUGGUCAUGGUGACAGCAUGGCCAAGUUUUUUGUCCUAUGAAAGUUCUUUAUGCCGAGCAAUUCACGUAGUGAGCAACCUGAAAGCAAAGGGAAAGAUAUUUCACUUGCUCACCAAGUAUCUGCACUGGGAUGAGGAGCCUCCAGGAAACAUCCACAAUGCUAUCACCAGCACCCUGAAGUCUUUUCUGAAAGACAGCAGUCUGAGGUUCCUGGAGAACAGCUGGUAUGGUUAUGAUCUCUGCCCUGCUACCUGGAACUACAUCUUCAGCCUGGAUCUUCUGUGUGCACAACUGGGCUGGACUUGGACCAUUACCAAUAUUAUACGGAAGGAUCUUUGGCUGAUCCUGAACACUUGGCUGAGGCAAGCAAGAACAGAGCAAACACCGUUCCGAGACGUCUGUGUAGCAGCAGUUUUCAGGCUACUUGGGCGACUUGGUCAACUAGGACUUAAGGAGAACCUGCUAAUGUCAUUUGAAAAUCUGGCAAAAAGCAUUAAUCAGUUUGGAAUGCAAAACUUCUCAAAAGGUAUGCCAUGGGAAGUGCAGCUCUCAGUCAUCUAUGCCAUUCAUGAUCUGGCACCCAGCAACCCUGAAGCAGCUCUGAAGACUUUGGAAUCAUGGAGGAAAAACAGCACACAGCCCGUUCCCCCAGCCGUCAUCAAAUGCAUUACGCAAAUCAGCUUCCUUUGUCAUCAGACCAAGUCACAAAACUCUAAGAAACUACUGUAGUGAUUAUUAUAGUAAGCACUGCAUCCCCCAGGUCUGUAUCCUCAGUCACCAGCUGUUCACACUGUGAAUCAUGACUGUGCUGCAAUGCACAGCUCCAAUCAUCAAGUUUAGCAGUCACAUGACCAUCAUGAGUCUCAUCACCAAAAACGACCAGACGCUUUCAGACAGGAAAUGCAGUGGAUAAUGGACUGGUGCUUACUCAACAAUCUUUGUGUUCAGCUGUGGAGAACCUCAUCUGGUCCAGCAUUGUGGAUGACCACAUACACCCUUUAUACAUUAUUGAUUAUAUCAGUGGCGGGACGUGCAUUUGGUACCUGGGCCUUCAGUGGGGACUUACUCAACUUAAUCCACCUCUUAA